Molecule: messenger RNA, 1076 nt
Organism: Harpegnathos saltator (Jerdon's jumping ant)
Lineage: Eukaryota; Metazoa; Arthropoda; Insecta; Hymenoptera; Formicidae
Product: cilia- and flagella-associated protein 20
Exons: 4
Coding region: 484-1065 (193 amino acids)
Source: RefSeq, a predicted model, not a curated record
UAUGGACAAAUUGAGCUCGUAGUAUGAAUCAAUAGCAGGUCAGACGACCUUUCUUAUCUUUCAAGUAGUGCAGCUCGAUAAUGAGACGGAUUGUUGUAUUAGUUUCCAAGUCUCCGUCCGCUACGAGUUACCACAGUUUCUUCUAACGAAUCAAUUAUUUUUCAAUUGUACGACCGAAUUAUAUAGUUAUGAAAAUUGGACGAAUUUGAAGCAUCAAGAGUUCAAUCUUUUAAUAAUUUUUAAGAAGAGGAUAAACAUCCAAGUUAUCGAUCGAUCAUCAUCCAUCUCUAGCUACGACUUGAAGAAGAAAAAAAAACUAUUUUCUUUUUGCUUAAAUUAAAAGCAAAAAAUUAUUUAUUUCAAGUGUAAACAUGACUUUGCUGAUCUAUCAUUUGGAGCAAAUCUUUCUUAAAAUGGAAAGAGGUUAACUUCUGAGCACUAAGGAAAAUUAUUAAAGCAUUAAAAUCUCUGGUAGGUGUAAAAAUGUUCAAGAACACAUUCCAAAGUGGAUUUUUAUCCAUUUUAUAUAGUAUUGGCAGUAAACCACUGCAAAUAUGGGACAAGAAAGUUAGAAAUGGACAUAUCAAGAGGAUUACUGAUAAUGACAUCCAGAGCCUUGUUUUGGAAAUAUUAGGUAGCAAUGUUAGCACGACAUAUAUCACUUGUCCUGCAGAUCCUAGAAAGACAUUGGGUAUAAAGUUACCUUUCUUGGUGAUGAUCAUCAAGAAUCUGAAAAAAUAUUUCACAUUUGAGGUUCAAAUAAUAGAUGAUAAAAAUGUACGCCGUAGAUUUCGUGCUAGCAAUUAUCAAUCUACAACAAGGGUUAAGCCAUUCAUUUGUACUAUGCCGAUGAGACUGGACGAUGGUUGGAAUCAAAUACAGUUCAACUUGGCUGACUUCACACGUCGUGCAUAUGGAACGAAUUAUGUAGAGACACUUAGAGUCCAAAUUCAUGCUAAUUGUAGGAUACGACGAGUGUACUUUUCAGACCGAUUGUACUCUGAGGACGAAUUACCAGCAGAAUUUAAAUUAUUUUUACCAAUUCAAAAUAAAGCAAAAUGUUAAGAGACAUGGAA